Messenger RNA from Doryrhamphus excisus (bluestripe pipefish), 1589 nucleotides. It is a transcript of the gene fah, whose product is annotated as fumarylacetoacetate hydrolase (fumarylacetoacetase). NCBI's taxonomy places the organism in Eukaryota, Metazoa, Chordata, Actinopteri, Syngnathiformes, Syngnathidae. Gene Ontology annotation, molecular function: fumarylacetoacetase activity. Gene Ontology annotation, biological process: homogentisate catabolic process; L-tyrosine catabolic process; L-phenylalanine catabolic process. The record is from RefSeq and is a predicted model, not a curated record.
CCAAAGGCUGCUAGCUCACAUCUGGAAGCUCUCUUUUUUCCACUCACCGACAUAGCUGGAGCUCGGAAAGUAACUUCUGAAGACCAAAGAUGUCUUUCCUAAACGUAGAUGCAACGUGUGAUUUCUCCAUCCACAACCUUCCCUAUGGCGUGUUCUCAACACCCGACCAGGCCAAGCGUCGCAUUGGAGUUGCUAUUGGAGACCAGAUACUGGACCUGAGUGUCAUACUCUCACUUUUUCGAGGACCGGUGAUGUCCAAACACCAGCAUGUUUUUCAACAGCCGACACUUAAUGCUUUCAUGGCACUGGGAUACGAAGCGUGGAAAGAGACCAGGAGUACCUUGCAGGUGUUGCUGUCAGCCAAUGAGAGCACUCUAAGAGAUGACUGUGAUCUACGCAGCAGAGCUUUCGUCCCUCAAAGUGCAGCCACGAUGUAUCUUCCAGCUGAUAUUGGUGAUUACACUGACUUCUACUCCUCCAGGGAUCAUGCAACUAAUGUUGGGAUCAUGUUCCGGGGAAAGGAAAAUGCCCUGAUGCCAAACUGGUUGAGGCUUCCUGUGGGGUAUCAUGGCAGAGCAUCAUCAGUGGUUGUGUCGGGCACCCCCAUCCGUCGCCCGUCAGGGCAGAUGAGGCCUGAUCCGACAAAGCCUCCUGUGUUCGGCCCAUCAAAGCAGUUGGACAUUGAAUUGGAGAUGGCUUUCUUUGUUGGAAAGGGGAAUUUGCCUGGGGAGCCAAUCCCCAUUGAGAAAGCCCAUGAACACAUCUUUGGCAUGGUACUCAUGAAUGACUGGAGUGCUCGGGACAUCCAAGCCUGGGAAUACGUCCCUCUUGGUCCAUUCUUGGGAAAGAACUUCGGUACAACGAUCUCACCUUGGGUGGUCCCCAUGGAGGCCUUGUUGCCUUUUGUGGAGCCCAAUCCCAUUCAGGAUCCAGAGCCCCUCCCCUACCUUCAACAUCAGGAUCCGUUCACGUUCAACAUCAAUCUUUUUGUAUCUCUAAAAGGAAAGCAGAUGAAAGAAUCUUCAACCAUCUGCAAGUCAAACUUCAAGUACAUGUAUUGGACCAUGAAGCAGCAGCUCGCCCAUCACACGGUCAACGGCUGUAACGUCAGACCUGGCGACCUUCUGGCUUCUGGAACCAUCAGUGGACCUGAUGCAGACAGUUUUGGCUCCAUGCUAGAACUGUCAUGGAGGGGAUCCAAGAGUAUUGAUCUUGGCGGCGGAGAAACCAGAACCUUCCUCCAGGAUGGAGAUGAAGUUACCAUUACAGGUCAUGGUGAAAGAGAUGGACACAGGGUGGGCUUUGGUUCCUGCACUGGAACCAUCCUCCCUGCCUUGCAACAAUGAAAGCCACUCAAUGGGAAGGUUGCAUUCAUUAGUGCAAAAUACAUAUUCAGCACACAUACACACAAUACUGUAUUUCUCCCAUGAUAUGAACCUGGCUUAAUUAUUCAUGCACAUUUCUUUCUCGCUCUGUAGGGCAGGAGUGACCUUGUUACUGGGAUGUCUCAUAGCGUUACUGUGCUACUAUAAUCAGUAUUAUUGAUGGGUUGUGUUUCCUGUUUUCAUGAUAAGAAAGCUUUCAACAUG